UCCUUUAUAUAGUGCCAUCUUCUUCAUUAGCUCAAUACACACUUAACAUUGGUUUUCUUCCAAUCUACCUCUGAAAUUUUCGUUUUCAUUCUCAAAAUGAAGUUUUCGAUGCGUUUGAUCUCAGCUGUUCUCCUCUUGUUCAUGAUAUUCGUUGCUGCAGGGAUGGGUCCAAUAACAGUGGAGGCACGCACAUGUGAGUCACAGAGCCAUAGGUUCAAGGGUCCAUGUGUGAGCGAAAACAACUGUGCAAACGUGUGCCACAACGAAGGUUUUGGCGGAGGCAAAUGCCGUGGACUUCGUCGUCGGUGCUUCUGCACCAGAAAUUGCUGAUUCAUUGAAUCUUAUAACUCAUCAAAAUCAUCGAUCAAUCGUCUUGUGUUUGCUUCUUUCUACAUCUUCCGUACAGUACCAUGUCGUAUCGUACGCGUGUGCAUCUCUAGUGUGUUCUCGAAUAAGUCUUUGGUUUGUGUGUUAUGAGCUUUUAUGUAAUAUUAUUUCUAAUGAAUGAAUGAUAACUGCAGACUUGAUAAUAUAAA
Messenger RNA from Raphanus sativus (radish), 536 nucleotides. Its product is annotated as defensin-like protein 1. NCBI's taxonomy places the organism in Eukaryota, Viridiplantae, Streptophyta, Magnoliopsida, Brassicales, Brassicaceae. Gene Ontology annotation, biological process: defense response. The transcript is spliced from 2 exons. The record is from RefSeq and is a predicted model, not a curated record. Bases 97 to 330 code for a protein of 77 amino acids.